Messenger RNA from Spinacia oleracea (spinach), 790 nucleotides. RefSeq names its product auxin-responsive protein SAUR41-like. The record is from RefSeq and is a predicted model, not a curated record. The coding region runs from base 167 to 712 and encodes 181 amino acids. NCBI's taxonomy places the organism in Eukaryota, Viridiplantae, Streptophyta, Magnoliopsida, Caryophyllales, Amaranthaceae. The transcript is spliced from 2 exons. Gene Ontology annotation, biological process: response to auxin.
ACAUUCAACAACCCCGAACACCCUCCCUUACCAUGAAGAUAUAAACCAACUAGUACUAUAUGCACGCGAUGCGUGCCGAUAUUUUCAAAAAUCUGAUUUGAUCUCUCUAAACAGGGUUCUUUUUCCUUCCCCUGUUCUUCUUACGCCAACCUCGUGCACGAGCACGAUGAAAGCCAUGAGCGUAGCGCGGGGUAGGAACAUCCGACGGCUAGUAUUACUCAGAGCUCAUCAUCAUCAUCGUAGAUCGUUAAUUUCAUACAGGAAAUUCAAGGGUCCAAACAUAAGCUACAAUGAGCCAUCCUAUAAAAGAUGGUGCAACCCACAUACAGAAAAGGUACCGAGAGGAUCCUUACCUGUUUAUGUGGGUCCAGCCGAGAAGAGGUUUAUCAUCCCAAUGUCAUUUUUAUCGAUGCCAGAUUUCAUAAGAUUAGUGGAGAAAGUGGCUGAGGAAUUCGGGUUUGAGCAACAGGGUGGGCUGAAGAUACCCUGUGAAGAGGAUGACUUUGAGGAGAUUAUGUUUAAGUGCUUUGAAAUUCAUAAAACCAUAUCCAAAACCAGAAACAGAAUGCGGGCGACACGAGAUAUCAGAUCAACAACGUUGAAGAACACAGGGGGGUUGCUGGCACUGCAAUCGAGGAGGUGGUCAGCACCGGGAGCAGAGAGGUUGGCCAGGAGCAAGAAAGGAUUACGAUCAUGGCACAUUAAUGUUUAAUAAUGUAGUGAUUUUUUUUAGUGUACCAUAAUUGUUGUGAGAGCCAAAAUAUGACAUAGCGCACACAGUUUUCUACCA